AUGCCUAGUCGUCGUCGUGAGGGUCAUCCCCUCGCUCUAUUUUAUCUCGUAGCCUACGACAACAACCAGAAUGCCAAAGACGCCCUGGCUCAUUCGGACAACAGGCACCACGUCUGGAUGAGGGAGGAUGGCACUCUCGCGCUUGAUAUCGGCUUCAACAUCCGCUCAAGGUCAAGCGCAAUUCUGGCCACAAUAGGACGCAAUGAUACGGAUAUACGUCUGCACCGUCCCAGCAUCUCGAAGCUCCACUGCUCUUUUGAGAUCGACUUACACACCAACGUCGUUAUGCUACACGACAGAUCGUUCCAUGGCACAACUCAAGUUUACGGUGAAAAUGCCACGCCCUUCGAGCACCAACGCCAGCGUCAGGUUGUUGUACAGGAAGACCUGAACACCGUCAUUGGCAUGGGUGGUGCAAGGCGGAACCUCUACCAGUUUGAGCUGAUAUGGUAUCGUAAGCCUGCAGAGUCGAUGGAGAUGGUCAAGAAUCGACAAGAAAUUUCUCGCGGGUAUGAAGACCCACCCUCCCUCAUUCGGACCGUCUUCGACGAAGGGGACACCGAGCCACCAUCUCGACGAGAGACCAGGCCACACACGGCUGGUCCCCGGCAGAAGAUGAGGUAUGCGACAAUAGGACCUCCACUUGGAUCCGGCCAGUUUGGAACCGUUCACAAAGCCGUCGAUGCAGACACCGGCAAGCUCAUGGCCGUCAAGAUAUUGCGGAGACCGGUGGCAGCAUCUGGACAAGACAACUGGACGCCCUCACAGUACCACGCAUUGAAGCGCGAAGUAGAACAUCUCUCUGAACUUGACCACCCUAAUAUCGUUGACUACAUCACGUCCCAAGGCUGGGACGGGCCAGAAGUGGAGAUAUUCAUGGGCCUAAAGGCAGGGACCUUGAAGUCGCUACUCGAAAGUGGGAACUGUCCUACUGUUGCGGAGUCUGUUUUCCACCACAUACUCCAGGCGCUCGACUGUCUUGCAAUGAAGGAUAUCAUUCAUCGAGACGUGAAGCCAGAGAACAUCCUCUGGGUACUGCUGCCGGACGGCCAACAUCAAUUUCAGCUCGGAGAUUUCGGUCUCUGCAACCGCGCUGUCACCGCGUUUACCACUGUUGGCAGCCCAAUUUUUAUGGCUCCAGAGAUGCUUUGGAAAGGCGAACAGACACACAAGGUAGAUGUAUGGUCGCUUUUCGUCACGAUGUUGUGGACACUAGAUGCAGGAGGGUUCCGACACAUGUCAAGGAAGUUCAAAUCUGUCGGGGAAACUCAGGAGGCCGUCCAGGCGGCAGCCUCCAAUUUGGACGUGGUUUCAAAGAUUCAAGAGAUGGCAGUCGUCAACCCGUUAGAGCGUGCUUCUGCUGCGCAGAUGCUGGUCAAGUGCUUCAAUGGGGCAGGGCUUAGCACCCCCAGGAAUCGGGUUCCGGCUCUCAUCAGCACUCCGGCGGUAGCUGCAGCAGAAAGAUCUCCUUCUCCGGUGUCUUCUUCCUUGGCGGGUCGAUCUGCACCCAAAAAUCUAAGGCGUCCAGAGAAGAAUGCGAAUAUGUGGACGGCUCAGAAACGGAUCGAGAAAGCGCGGUAUCCUCCUCGGGCCCAAUCACCGGGCCUGCGGUCUAUCCGGAUGGGCGAGGGUAAUGCCUCUGGGUGA
Messenger RNA from Trematosphaeria pertusa, 1647 nucleotides. Its product is annotated as kinase-like protein. Gene Ontology annotation, biological process: peptidyl-serine phosphorylation; autophagosome organization; autophagy. Gene Ontology annotation, molecular function: protein serine/threonine kinase activity; ATP binding; protein binding. The record is from RefSeq and is a predicted model, not a curated record. NCBI's taxonomy places the organism in Eukaryota, Fungi, Ascomycota, Dothideomycetes, Pleosporales, Trematosphaeriaceae. Gene Ontology annotation, cellular component: cytoplasm; autophagosome. The transcript has 2 exons. Bases 1 to 1647 code for a protein of 548 amino acids.